UUGAUAUCUUUUAGCAAAUGAUUUGUAUUUGAGUUUAUUUGAAACUUUGUACUCCAGUAGUCCACUUCAAACAUUUUAUAUGCAUGUUUGGUGUCUCUUAAGAUAACUAGUGUAAGAUUUAACUUUCUUAUUACGAAAAUGUGCUAAUAGUGGGAACUAUUUUAAUGCGGAGAGAACAAGCUCCAGGCGUUAUUUGAACUGUAAACAAUAUGGUUGCCACCGUUCAAAGUUGCCGAUGUAUCAAAGAACUUUAAUUGCCCUCACCAACUAUGGGUCCAUAAAUUCAUGUUACAGAAGGUGAAAGGUGCGUGAAGUGUUUAGGAGCUGAGGCAUUUUUACUUAAUUUCAAAAUGGAUGCGGAUAAAGAUGCCGCGCACCUUGCAGCCAAAUUGUCGACUUUUUUGGAACAGCAACUUCAAGGGUUUGAGAAGAAGACGAAGAUAUCAAGACAGAAGAAAUCAAGAAGUGCACCCAUCCUCGGCCACAUAGACCCACUCCCUAAACCAAAGGCAGAUAGAGCACGGCCCAUAAAGCCACACGAGAAUUCCCCUUUCCUUGGAAUCAACCUUCUUCCACCAGAGAAACAAGCUGCAGAAGCAGCAGAGCCAUCCCAGCUUAGACAGAAAAGUAACAGGUUAAAUGUCCCUCUAAGUCGUCCUGGGUCAACGACAACUCGAGCCACUAGAGCCUCUCAGACAGGAAGAGUGACUUCUGCAGCAUCCACCAGACGAGUACCGUCCAGGCAAUCCAGGGCAGCAGCCUAUGGAAGUGUGGCUGGAGAUUUCAUUAAGUUUCCUAAUGCAGUGCCCUUCCACAAGUCCCCUGUGGUUACAGUGCACCCUAAAGCCAACAAACACAUCAAAUCUCCCUUCAAGCAGAAUGCAAAUACUAUUGAAUUAGAAGUGAGCAAUGUAGCUCCUGGACAAGAUCUCAAGGAGAAGACAGCUUUAGCAACUUACCAUGUGAGCCGAGUCCUGGCACAGCAACCUGUCAAACAGGAGACCAAGCACUUUGGGAGACUGAGGAAGGGAAAGUUGAAACCUUUGUUGGAGCCAGUAGUGUUAGAUGGUCCUUCCAUAGAACAAUGCAGGGGCAUAGUGGCAGAUGCUCAUUGUUACAUGGCAAGUCCCAGUAAGUCCUCUCUGAGAAGAGAACAGCUCCUGAAUUCCCUCACCAAGGAUUACAUAAGAGAACGCCCCAGGACAGCAGAGUCCAUGCACCACACCUCAGAGGCAUCUGACACUGAGGACAGGCAGAGAGAACUCGAGGAGGACUAUGAUGACUUUGAGGAGGAAGA
This is a messenger RNA of Lingula anatina, 1297 nucleotides long. RefSeq lists its product as uncharacterized. NCBI's taxonomy places the organism in Eukaryota, Metazoa, Brachiopoda, Lingulata, Lingulida, Lingulidae. The record is from RefSeq and is a predicted model, not a curated record.